Molecule: messenger RNA, 865 nt
Organism: Aphidius gifuensis
Lineage: Eukaryota; Metazoa; Arthropoda; Insecta; Hymenoptera; Braconidae
Exons: 6
Coding region: 5-865 (286 amino acids)
Source: RefSeq, a predicted model, not a curated record
AAGCAUGGAGACUAAUCAAAGUGAUCCGCAGAUAAAUUUGAGUCCAACUGAAUGGCUUGAAAAAUUCACUUUAAUUUCUCAAGAAGAAUUUAACUUACCAGACAGAAUAGAUGAUGAAGGCUCACGUAAUAAUAGUGAAACUGAAAAAAAAUUAAUAGCACAGCGUAAUAGGCGUAUAAUUCGGAUGGCUCCACUCUUUGUUAAUCAACCACGUUUCGAAAAAAUAUGCAGACAUUGGGAAAACGAAUUUGUUACUUCAUGCUUUAAAACGUUAUACCUUAGAUGUCAUUCGGCCAAAAAUUUACAUGCAAAUGAAAAAAAACUAAAAUACAUAACUAAUCUCUGCGGAUUUAGUUUAACUUGUCUAAAUAUCCGAUACGGACAUUAUCCUUUCAAUUCUCAAAUAAUGCCAUUGAUUAAGACUAAUUGUCCAAAUCUCAAAGACUUACAAUUACAUUUGAAAAAAAUUAAAAGUCAAGAUUUUAAAAAUGCUUUUUCUAAUAUGUCUCAUCUUGAACGGUUGAGUAUUGAUUGGGAUUGUGAAAAUUCAACUUUACCAAAGAGCUUGGUCAAGUCAUUAGAAAAAGUUGGUGGAACCUUAAAAUUUCUUAGGCUUGAAAAUAAAAAUCAAAAUAACCGUAUUCGUUUACCAUAUUCAUUGGCUACAGCAUUUUCUAAAUUAAUCGUUUUGAAUGAUGUACUUAUAAGUCACUUUGGAUUAAGUCAAUCAAUAAUUGAUGCAAUAGACCUUGAAAAUACAAAAGUAACUGAUGAUGUUAUCAAUGAAAUGUCUAAAUUAAUAAAAUAUCGUGAAAAGCCAUUAUGGGGCGAUCAGUUAAUGUUAAUUUUAGAACAAGCAUAUUAA